Messenger RNA from Dibothriocephalus latus, 789 nucleotides. Lineage: Eukaryota; Metazoa; Platyhelminthes; Cestoda; Diphyllobothriidea; Diphyllobothriidae. The record is from the annotation of a GenBank genome assembly.
AUCUUGACGGGUGAAGAUUGGAAUGAGGCCAUGUAUAUCGGCAUAACGUCAUAUUCCAAUCAAAGAUUCGGAAUACUUGUGUGCAUAUACUACGUGUUCCUCUUCAUCUGCGGCAAUUACAUCCUUCUGAAUGUCUUCUUGGCCAUCGCUGUGGACAAUCUGGCCGAUACUGGACAGGGCAAGGAGAAGAAGUCAGAGGGCAGCGAGGCAGACAAAGCUAAUUCCGAGGCCGCUGGAGCUGAUGAGGAUACUGAAGAGGAUCAGAAAAAAACUGACUUAAAUGACGCCGACGUCAGCGAGGGACGGCAAAUGUCCGGCGACCCGUUAAUCCAAACUAAUGACGAACUUGAACAGCUAACGGAAGAUCCUUCAAAACAGGAGGAGAAAGAUAAAAAACCGAAUAAUCUCAACGAAAGUGGAGAUACGGGUGAAAGUGAAGAUGAACGGGACAGCCUAUCUUCUUUCACGGAAGACCGACGUGGCUCGGAUAAUGACCUCAAGCCAAGAGUGAAACCAAUUCCAGAGGCCUCAUCAUUCUUCAUCUUUGGCCCUCGAAAUCCGUUUCGUCGACUUUGUCACUAUAUCUGCAACCAUCCCUACUUCAACAACGUGGUUCUUGUCUGUAUUUUGGUGAGCAGUGCAAUGUUGGCGGCGGAGGACCCUCUGGAUGCUAGCUCAUACCGAAACAUCAUUCUCAAUUACUUUGACUACUUCUUCACUUCUGUCUUCACUGUGGAAAUAACUCUCAAGGUAACCGUUUUUUUUACGCCCCAUUGUUGCGAAUCCUGA